UUUAUAAUUAGCCGCUUUCAUUUCGCGAACAAACUGAGUGGACGGCUGGACCGGAUAGAAGGAACGAGAAUCAAAGGGCAUAUCGGAAAGGAUCCUCUAAACACAUUGUUGGCCUGUCUAGAGGGACAUUGGGAAUGUUUUCAUUGUCAACAUCCGUCCAACCACAGGUCACUGUCCCCCUGAGUCACCUGAUCAAUGCCGUCCAAUACCUGAAGACUGCAGUGGGCAGCAGCAAUGCUGCUGCUAAACCUCAGCAUAGAGAGCAUGCCUUGGAACAGGACUUGCAGAGCACAGAGCCCACGUGGAACCUGAGGGACCUGGGCCUGUCUGACCUGGGCGUGGGGCAGCUGGACGAGCUAAUAAGCGCUAUGUUACCACGUCUGAGUCAACAGGGGGCGCUGUCCUCAUCCAGCCCCAGCCAACAGGCCUGGGGGACCUCUCACCUCUCCUCACAUUCCUUCUUCCACAACAAGCAUGGGUUCUCUGGUGGUAAAAUGGGCACCUCCUACCCUGUUUUCUGCAAACAGAUCCCUUCCCCUCUUCAGGCAGUUUGUACAGAGCUCCGCUAUUGGCCAGUGUGGAUCCAGAACAGAGGCUUUAAAACUCUAGGGAAACACAAGCGACUGCAGGCAGGCUUUGAGCGUCCCAUGGAAUCAGAUGGCUUUACACCCUCCUUUAUGAAGGGCCUCCUGACGCGUGAUAAGGGGAUGGAGGUGGAAACCUUGGACAAGCUUAUGAAGAACAAGAAUAUUCCUGAUGGGCAGCAAGAUUCUUUCAAGACCGGGUUUGCUGAGGGCUUCCUGAAAUCCCAAGCUCUGACACAGCGCACACAAGACUCUCUGAGGAGGACGAGGCUGGUCCUGCUGGUCCUGCUGCUCCUGGGACUCUACGGCCUCUCCAAGACGCCCUUCCUAUCGGUACGAUUCCGAACCACAUCAGGCCUGGACUCAGCGGUGGACCCUGUCCACAUGAAGAACGUGACCUUUGAGCACGUCAAAGGGGUGGAGGAGGCCAAGAACGAGCUGCAGGAGGUGGUGGAGUUCCUCCGGAGCCCAGAGAAGUUCACCGUCCUCGGAGGGAAACUGCCGAGAGGGAUCUUGCUGGUUGGCCCUCCUGGUACUGGGAAGACUCUGUUGGCCAGAGCUGUGGCUGGAGAAGCCAACGUACCAUUUUAUUAUGCCUCUGGCUCUGAGUUUGAUGAGAUGUUUGUGGGGGUUGGAGCCAGUCGCAUCAGGAACCUCUUCAAGGAAGCCAAAGCAAACACGCCGUGCGUGAUCUUCAUUGAUGAGUUGGACAGCGUCGGAGGGAAGAGGAUCGAGUCUCCCAUGCACCCCUACUCCAGGCAGACCAUCAACCAGCUACUGGCUGAGAUGGAUGGGUUCAAACCAAACGAAGGGGUCAUUAUCAUUGGAGCGACAAACUUCCCCGAGGCUUUGGAUAACGCUCUGAUUCGACCGGGACGUUUCGACAUGCAGGUCACCGUUCCCAAGCCAGAUGUGAAGGGGCGCACAGAGAUCCUCAACUGGUACCUUAGGAAGAUUAAAGUAGACCCUGAUGUGGAGGCUGGGAUCAUCGCCAGGGGAACAGUGGGCUUCUCCGGGGCCGACCUGGAGAACCUGGUCAACCAAGCGGCUCUGAAGGCGGCGGUGGACGGCAAAGACAUGGUGACCCUCAAAGAGCUGGAGUUCGCCAAGGACAAGAUCCUCAUGGGCCCAGAGAGGAGGAGUGUGGAGAUAGAUAAAAAGAACAAGGAGAUCACGGCGUACCACGAGUCUGGCCACGCUAUCGUGGCGUACUACACCAAGGAUGCCAUGCCCAUCAACAAGGCCACCAUCAUGCCCAGAGGACCUACGCUGGGUCAUGUGUCCAUGCUCCCAGAUGAUGACCGCUGGAGCGAGACGCGUGCUCAGCUGCUGGCCCAGAUGGACGUCAGCAUGGGAGGCCGCGUGGCAGAGGAGAUCAUAUUUGGCAAGGAGUUCAUCACUACUGGUGCAUCAAGUGACUUUGAUGCUGCCACCAGAAUUGCAAAAAUGAUGGUGACCAGAUUUGGUAUGUGUGAGAGGCUGGGUGUCAUGACCUACACUGACCAAACCAAGCGGAGCCCAGAGACACAGGCUGCCAUCGAACACGAAGUCAGGAAACUUUUAAAGGAUUCGUACGAGCGGGCCAGGGAUCUCCUCAAGUCUCACGCUAAAGAACACCAGAACCUAGCCAACGCCCUGUUGCAAUACGAGACGCUGGAUGCCAGAGAGAUCAAGAUGGUCCUGGAGGGCAAGGGCCUGGAGACAAGAUGAGACUUCCAAGGGUGGAGGUGUCACGGUUUAAUUUGGGAGAUCGGGUGAGGGGUGGGAAGACAAUAAAUCUCUGUCCACGGUGAUUUCACAGUCUACGCAAACAGAGCUACGGAGCUGUACGUGUGUAUGUACAGUGCCUUCAGGAAGUAUUCACAGCCUGAAUUUAAAACGGAUUAAAUUACGUUUUUGUGUCACUGGCCUACACACAAUACCCCAUAAUAUAUACAAGUGGAAUUAUGUUUACAAAUUUGUUAAAUAAAUGAAAAGCUGAAAUGUCUUGACUCAAUAAGUAAUCAACCCCUUUGUUAUGGCAAGCCUAAAUACGUUCAGGAGUAAACAUGUGCUUAAUAAAUUGCAUAGAUUCACUCUGUGCAAUAAUAGUGUUCAAUGUCAUUUUUGAAUGACUACCUCAUCUCUGUACCCCACACACCUACAAUUGUCUGUACGUUCCCUCAGUCAUGCAGUACAUUUUAUACACAGAUUCAACCACAAAGACCAGGGAGGUUUUCCAAUGCCUCUCAAAGAAGGGCACCUAAAAAAGCAAACAUUGAAUAUCCCUUUGAGCAUGGUGAAGUUAUUAAUUACACUUUGGAUCAAUAUACCAAGUCACUACAAAGAUACACGUUUCCUGCCCAACUCAGUUGCUGGAGAGGAAGGAAACCGCUCAGGGAUUUCACCAUGAGGCCAACGGUUACAGAGUUGAAUGGCUUUUUUAGAACUGAGGAUGAAUCAACAACAUUGUAGUUACUCAACAAUUCUAACCAAAAUGACAGUGUAAAAAGCAAGCCUGUAUAGAAUAAAAAAUAUUCCAAAACAUGCAUCCUUUUGGCAAACAAAGCACUCAAGUAAUACUGCAAAAAUGGGGCCAAGAAAUUAACUUUCUUUCCUGAAUACAAAGCAUUAUGUUUGUGGCACAGUACAUCAGAGUACCACUCUUCACAUUUCCAAGCAUGGUGGUGGCUACAUCAUGUUAUGGGUAUGCUUGUCAUCGGCAAGGACUAUGGAGUUUUUUUUUUUUAAGGAGAAUAAGAAACUGAAGUGAGCUAAGCACAGGCAAAAUCUUAGAGGAAAACCCAGUUCAGUCUGCUUUCCAAAAGACACUGGGAGACAAAUUCACAUUUCAGCAGGACAAUAACCUCAAACACAAGGCCAAAUAUUAGCUGGAGUUGCUUACCAAGACAACAUUGAAUGUUCCUGAGUGGCCUAGUUACAGUUUUAGCUUAAAUCUGCUUGAAAAGCUAUGGCAAGAAAAUGGCUGUCUAGUAAUGAUCAACAACCAACUUGAAAGAACUUGAAUAAUAAAAAAAUGUGCAAAUGUGCAAAUAUUGUACAAUCCAGGUGUGCAAAGCUGUUAGACUUACCCAGAAAGACUCGGCUGUAGUCGCUGCUAAAGGUGAUUCUAACAUGUAUUGAUGUGAAUACAUAUACAAAUUAGAUUUAAAAAAAAAAAAUUUUAACAUGUUUUCACUUUGUCAUUAUGGGGCUAUUGUUUGAAGAUGGAUGAGGAAAAAAUGAUAUUUAAUCCAUUUUGAAUUCAGACUGUAACAACAAAAUGUGGAAUAAGUCAAAGGGUGUGAUGAACACUUCCUGAAGGCACUGUGUAUAUGUAAAUAUGUGUUAAAUGUUUUAUGCUCAGUAAAAGUCCAAGUCCAUUGAUUCAAUGUCUUGCUCUAGACCUCCAGAAUCACAAUGAAACCAUCGAUCCUCCAUAAAAACACAUUUGUUUCUACCUGUGACUUCCAAUCAUGUCUCUCAUAUGGAAUCUGAUUCUCCCUAAGGAGUCUACCAAUAUUCCCAGGUUUAUCUGAGUGUGUAAAUUGCUGUUUUAAAGGUGGCCUUUUGGGAAUGUACACAUACAUGGAUUAGGGACGGAGGGUAGCCUAGUGGUUAGAGCGGUGGACUAGCAACCGUUGCAAGUUCAAACCCCCGAGCUGACAAGGUACAAAUCUGUCGUUCUGCCCCUGAACAGGCAGUUAACCCACUGUUCCUAGGCCGUCAUUGAAAAAAUAAUUUGUUCUUAACUGACUUGCCUAGUUAAAUAAAGGUAAAAUAAAAAGGGACUGUUUGGACUUAACCCUAAAUUCUAAUGUCUCUUAGUCUGAAAAUGUACUUGAUGUAUUUAUGUGAUAAAAAUAUGUAGCUGCUGUGUAUAUAGAUGGAAGGGAAUGCUGCUGUGCUUUGGGGAAAAUGCUUUUGUUACUUCAAACCCAACUUCGGUGUAUUAAGCAGUGACGGGCCAUUAAAUCCUCGUCGUUUUUGGUUUCAAUUCAGCCAACAUCCGUUCAUCCAUUUUAAUUACGAAAUACCUCAAGUUAUCUGGUUUCUAGGUCUAAACAAUUGUCAAAGUAACAAUGAAACCUAGAAGAUCCUACAACCCCUCAUCCUGGUUCACCCCACUUCUGCUGUGUACUCACAUCUGAACACCAGCUGUGUCUACCGUUACCUCAGAUCUGUGAAUCUCUUCUUUACAUGUCCUCACCUUGUAUGUUUUUAAGCACAGAACCUCGUGGUGUAAGCAAGGACCGGCAUAGUCAUUUGCUGAUGUGUAAGCCUUUAAGGGAAACGAUCGAAUGCAUCUGUCGACAAUACUCAAUCGCUUCAACAAUCUAGUAUCUCCAUCUUUGGUUAGCAUGCACGCUUUAGGAAAUAACGUUGAAAUGUCUUCUAAUGUCGAGUUGGAAACGUUCAGAUUGCGAUACAAUGGAGGUUUUAAAGACCAUACUUUUUUUUUUUUGCAUUUAAGAAUAAACUUUUCUUUAGAGGCAAAUAUUAUGAUGAUACACUGUGCAAUUGGUUAUACAGUAUAUAACCAGCUUAACUUAUUGGUAUGCUUUGUACAUUUUAGUGUUUUACUUGUCUAAGUGACACAUUUCGAGCUCCUAUUUUAUGGCCAUUUUACCCAGCUUUAGUUGCAUAUAUGAACGGGGUUUAACGGGAACACUGUAUAUAGCUAGAAGGCUUUUGAGCAGCGUAUGCAUUGACUGGCUCUACAAUUGACUGACACGCUUUUUAUUCUCUAAAUUAUAUGACGACAGACGUUGGGAGGAAUUUUUAUGUGCAGCUGAAGGAAAUAAAUGAAACCCUAUUAUUCUAAUCUUAA
Oncorhynchus kisutch (coho salmon) is the source of this 5394-nucleotide messenger RNA. RefSeq names its product ATP-dependent zinc metalloprotease YME1L1. The record is from RefSeq and is a predicted model, not a curated record. Gene Ontology annotation, cellular component: mitochondrial inner membrane. Gene Ontology annotation, molecular function: ATP-dependent peptidase activity; ATP binding; metalloendopeptidase activity. The coding region runs from base 135 to 2294 and encodes 719 amino acids. The transcript has 18 exons. NCBI's taxonomy places the organism in Eukaryota, Metazoa, Chordata, Actinopteri, Salmoniformes, Salmonidae. Gene Ontology annotation, biological process: protein quality control for misfolded or incompletely synthesized proteins; mitochondrion organization.